Messenger RNA from Triticum dicoccoides, 2287 nucleotides. RefSeq lists its product as uncharacterized. Bases 846 to 2147 code for a protein of 433 amino acids. The transcript has 2 exons. The record is from RefSeq and is a predicted model, not a curated record. Lineage: Eukaryota; Viridiplantae; Streptophyta; Magnoliopsida; Poales; Poaceae.
GCAGCCGGUCAGCAGUAGAUCUCAUUUGUUGAUCCCUACUCGAUCGACCAAUUUUGUUUGUCUUCUGCUAGCUACACCCUACAGCCGAGCUGGCAGAUCGUCUCACUGAUCGAAGAUCAAGCCACCAGCUAACCACGGCAGCGGUGAAAACGAUAUGGCAGGAGGACUAGAUCAGCUAGUGGCGCUCUGGAGAGAGUGGGGGAUCCAAGUGCUGGUGCUGCUGAGUUUAGCACUCCAGGUAACUCUCCUCAUCACGGCGGAGAUCCGCCGUCGGAAAGACUCCGGCGUGCUAAGGGUCGUCGUGUGGUCGGCAUAUCUACUGGCUGACACAACGGCCAUAUACACUCUGGGCCAUAUGUCGGUGACCAGCAGGUCGCCGGAGCACCAGUUAGUGGCGUUCUGGGCUCCGUUCCUGCUAUUGCACCUUGGUGGCCAGGACAACAUCACCGCCUACUCCAUCGAGGACAACCAUCUGUGGCUGCGCCACCUGCAGAGUUUCGUUGUGCAGGUCGUCGCGGCCGCCUAUGUCCUCUACGAGUCAUCCAUCUUCGUAGGCGGCCGCCGGACCAUGCUCGGCCAGGCCACCAUCCUCAUGUUCGUGGUUGGUGUUGUCAAGUACGGGGAGAGAGUAUGGGCACUCAUGUCUGCCAGCAGUAGUGCCCUGUCUGGGAAGAACUACAACAGUUUUGGCAGGUUGCAUUUUUGAAUACCUCACUUAUACCAGAACUUUGAGGGAUGGACAAUUUCUAGCUCAUGACUUGUUGAACGUACCCAAGCAUCUACUUAAGGGGCCGUUACCUCUUUUGGCAUUUGACUCGAAACUAGGUUGUUUUAGCUGGGAGGACAUGUACCAUGUUGCUGAGAUCCAACUCUCGCUGAUGCACGGCAUCUUCUACAGGAAGAAUGAGUUGAUCCACAAUUGGUACGGGUAUUGCAUCCGUGUUGCCUUGCUGCCGGCCACUGUCACCGCAUUGCUGCUGUUCCGUCGAGUAGGUGACAAAGAUGGUUUCAGCAAAGUAGAUCUCGUUGCCACUUAUGUUUUGCUCUCUGGAGCCAUCGUCCUGGAGAUCACAUCAGUGCUGAGGGCCAUGUCCUCCACCUGGAGGUACCUGUGUUUCACCCGCAUCCGCAUUCUUCCUUGUUGUAUGCCUCCUAUUAGUCGUCCAUUGUUAUAUCUUCUUGAACUUGUAUUUCAAUCUGGGGAGCUCGUCAGACGGGCAAUACAGAAAGUAGGAAUACUUAAGAGGUACUGGUCAGGCUCCAUGGGGCAACACAACUUUAUUUACAUGUGCAGCCACUGUAAGGACAGCCGAGGCAGCAAAAUCGCGAGAUGGAUAGGAAGAGAGGACUGGUGGAACACACUGGUUUACACGUCCUUGUCUGUCCCCGUCUCGCUAGAUUUCAGCGAGCUGCUGAAGGAACAACUGUGGGCAAGUGUGGGCGUCGACAAAGAGAAUCGAGACCACAUCCAAAACUCAAGGGGCCGGGCGGCGCUGAAGAAGAGGGGGUUGCAUGAGGAGCUGGCCUGGAGUGUGGACUCUGAGCUGGAUGAGAGCAUCCUGGUUUGGCACAUCGCCACUGAUGUCUACCUCAGCUGGUACGAGGCGGGACAUAAACGCCUGCCACAUCCUGCAAAGGUAACCCAGGAGCUCUCCAAUUACAUGAUGUUUCUGCUCGCAGCACGUCCCUACAUGCUGCCUCACAAUGCUAGUCGCCAAAGGUAUAUUGAACUGUGCAACAAGGUGAUCUAUCAUCUCCAAUACAACUCGGCCGUGGAUUUGAUCAAGUUAAUGCAGGGGCAUGGAGAUGCUCUCAAUGCUGAACAAACUCAGCCUGCCGUUGUGGUGGAAAAUCUAGUAGUCGAUAUGCCUGCUGCUACAACCAAAGAGAGUAGUGUAACAUUUGACAGAGCAUGUCAGCUUGGCUCGAAGCUGAUUAGCAAAGGGCUGGAAACACCUGAUGCCAUGCUUGAUCUGAUCAGCCAAGUGUGGGUGGAGAUGCUCUGCUACACAGGACACCGGUGCAGGCCAGAUUCUCAUGCCAGACAGCUGAGCAGUGGCGGCGAGAUCACCACCGUCGUUGCCAUUUUGAUGGAAUUCUUGAAAUCUGAUUUUUCUGAAGUUCAACAAAGAAGAGCGGGAUGCUGAGUUGGGGAGCCCGUAACACUAACACUCUGAAUGUUAAUUCUAUGUAGUAAUGCUAUCACACCACCAUAGAUAGCACCAUGAUUGGCAAAAGAUAAGCCUUUGUUUUGUAAAGAUAUCUAUGACAGGCAAUCAAUAAUAAU